This is a messenger RNA of Caenorhabditis remanei, 1104 nucleotides long. RefSeq lists its product as uncharacterized. Gene Ontology annotation, molecular function: DNA-binding transcription factor activity, RNA polymerase II-specific; RNA polymerase II cis-regulatory region sequence-specific DNA binding. NCBI's taxonomy places the organism in Eukaryota, Metazoa, Nematoda, Chromadorea, Rhabditida, Rhabditidae. The transcript is spliced from 5 exons. The coding region runs from base 1 to 1104 and encodes 367 amino acids. Gene Ontology annotation, biological process: regulation of transcription by RNA polymerase II. The record is from RefSeq and is a predicted model, not a curated record.
AUGCACAUUUUUGCAGCUGACACUGGACAAUCUGAAAUUCGAAUACUUUCCAUUCAGAUCCAAUCCAUUAAUAUUAUGAAAACUAUGGAACCUUCGAAGAUUGAUGAAGAUGCGUGGGCUGAUGUCAUCGACUUUAUCAAAAGAGAUUCUAGCAGUCAAACUCCACCAAUUGAAGGUGAGCAUUCAGAGAGAAGAGCCAUUGUAUCGAACUUUGAAAUUCCAGUUCAUGAAACUCGUCGAUAUGCGUUCUCUCCACUUGUUACACCAAAUCUCAAUUCUGCCGGAACUAUCAAUCACCGUUUCGCACCGAUAAAUCUUCCAACUCGUGAGCCUCCAAGAAUGGAACUUCCACCAACUCCACACUUCCAAGCUCCAUUCUCUCCUCAACCAACUCCAGUUGAACAAGUUCCCAACUACAGUCCACCACAUCCACCACCAAGUUAUCAGUAUCAUGAUUAUUAUCCAAUGACUUCGUGCUAUGAUGUGGCAACCACUUCAUAUGGGAAUCCACCAUAUUACCCAUCAGAAGUGACCGCUCCUCCAACUACUACUGAAAUCGUUUAUCAUCCACUGAGCCCUCCAACUCGUAAGAGUGUAACGCCUCCAUCGAGUCCAGAAACGGCAACUCUCGGUCCGAUUGCUUCACAAUUGCCUGUCAUCAGAACAGAUAUUCCUCUUCAUCGACUACCGCACGACGAACUCGAUUCAACUCGAUCAUCGCCGUCUUCCUAUUCCACUUCAUCGGGCGAUCGAUCUCCACCACGUAGUAAUCGGCGUAUCAAGAAUCCCCAAAGCAAACAGUCGGUUGUGCACGCAUGCACGUAUCCCGGAUGUUUAAAAAAAUACUCAAAGUCUUCUCAUCUGAAAGCUCACGAGAGAACUCAUUCCGGUGAGAAACCAUUCGUUUGCAAAUGGCAGAACUGCUCAUGGAAGUUUGCGAGAAGUGAUGAGCUCACAAGACAUAUGAGAAAACACACUGGAGACAAACCAUUCCGUUGCAGUAUCUGUGAUCGUACAUUCGCUCGUUCUGAUCAUUUGAGCCUUCACAUGAAACGUCAUAGUCCUCCACACACGUUGCAUCAACAUAAAAUUGAACAGUGUUAA